AAUUAUUGCUGUGAAAUUGUAUGUACAGCAAAUUACAUACUUUCAAUAUUGAAUGAACUUGGUCGUUUUACUUAAAAUAAGAUAACAGUUGUUGCACAGUAAGCAAAUUGGUGUUAAUUUUUACUAUUUUGCAACACAAUGGAUAAGCUUCAUAAUUAUCAGGGAAUAGAAGGACGAUUUCAUCAAUGCAGAGACAACAUUAAAGAAUUUUACGAGGACUUCCAUGCCAAAAAAUCAGUCAAUUUAGUUGAUAUAGUCAAAAAACAGCUAAAUGGAAACACGAGUGCCAAUAAAGACUUUAGCCAUGUAUUUAGAACAAAGACAAGAACCGAAUUAGUCAGAGUUUCUGCGGCUGUUAUGGGUAUCGAGUUCUCAUAUGCAGCCGAAACAGCAUUUGUUUCCCCAACACUUUUAAAAAUUGGAGUUGAGCAUCAGCAUAUGACACUCGUUUGGGCAUUAUCUCCAUUAGUUGGAUUUUUUUUAUGUCCAAUUUUGGGAUCUUUAUCUGAUCGCUGCAAACUGAAUAUUGGACGACGACGACCAUUCAUUCUUCUUCUAUCAAUUGGAGUCAUUUUUGGUCUUCUUUUGGUUCCAAACGGCGAAGCCUUAGGAUAUUGGCUAGGAGAUGAUAAUUUCCAGUCGCAAGAUAUGUUAGAUAUGUCAGAAAUAAACAGUUUAAAAAAUAUCACUUCCAUUUCCAAUUCGCGACCGCAGUCUUCCCAUUCUUGGGGAAUAUUUUUUACCGUUUUGGGAACUGUACUCCUUGACUUUGAUGCUGAUGCUUGUCAAAGUCCGGCCAGAGCUUAUUUGUUGGACGUAUGUUUACCAGAAGAUCAAGCAAGAGGCCUAUCCACGUUCACCAUAAUGGCGGGACUAGGAGGUUUUUUUGGUUAUUCAAUGGGAGGCGUUAACUGGGAUGAAACAGAAAUCGGACGACGAUUGGGUGGGCACGUGAAAGCAGUAUUUUCUAUAAUAACAAUUAUUUUUAUUGCAUGUGUGACAUUUACAUUAACGAGUUUUGCAGAAAUUCCUCUUUGGGUACUAGCAAACAAGGAUACUAAGAAUUGUGGAGGUAAAAUGGCACUGUCAAAAUCAUACGGUGCUUGUGAUGAUGAUAAGACGAUAAAUUGUACGGACGAUAAUAAGCAGGUCACAACUGAAGAUGACAAUCCAAACAUCAGUCUAGCUUAUGGACUUGUUGACGACACGAGUUUUACCGAGGAUUCUGAAACCAUUCAAGAAAAUGCAUGUACACAAAACGGAGAUUCAGAAAAUGCCCAAAAUACAAUGGAAGUGGAAUCUCUGAGUCACUAUUUACUUUCUAUUGUUUACAUGCCGUUGUCAUUAAAAUUGAUUUGCGUGACAAAUCUUUUUUGUUGGAUGGCGCACGUUUGUUAUUCGCUAUACUUUACGGAUUUUGUUGGCGAAGCUGUUUUUAAAGGAGAUCCCAAGGCCACUCUAGGCUCCCUUCCCCAGAAACGUUAUGAAGAAGGAGUACGUUUUGGUUGCUGGGGCAUGGCCAUGUACUCCUUAUCAUGCUCUUUUUACUCGCUUGCAAUUGAAUAUCUUAUUAGGCGAUUUAGGGCUAAAACGGUUUACGUUGGAGGACUUCUUGUCUAUUGCAUUGGAAUGGCUUUAAUGGCUUUAACUAGAGCCAAACUUAGUGUGAUAGUUUUUAGUUGGACAGCAGGUAUUAUGUACUCUACACUAUUCACAAUGCCUUAUCUUCUUGUGGCUCACUAUCACAAUGCUUCUACGCUUCCUCUGAGAGCUCCCCAAUCGAUACCAACGCGUGAUCUUUCACCUUCGGUCCAUGAAUUAAAAUUUUAUGAAGUGUAACUGGGAAAUAGUACCAUGGAUAAAUUUUGAUUAAUCGUUCUGCAGUACCAAAUGGUUAGACUUUAAAAAAGAUAAAAUUCUUUAAUGUGAAUAUACAAAAUUUUACACACAACACAAAUGACAAGAACACAACAGCGGCACAAACAUAAAGGAAUAGUAGUGAUAGCGUCAUAACUUAUUCAUGACAAUACACAAAACGGUCACAUACGUGAAGAAAACACGGAUUAUACUGAAAUUGGGGGGUUUUGGGGGCAACAUAGCUAAAACUUAAGCUAAGCAUAGAAAAAACGUUCACAAAAUACACAAAACAAUUAGUUCAAUUAAAAUGUUUUCACAGGACAAAAUGACAUGCAGUUUAUUAUAAAAAACAACAUAAAAAAACAAUACCUUCAACUUUAAAAUCCAUUUUAAAUCAAUUUAGUCGCAGCACAAUAGCAAAAGUUUGACCACUGAACAGUACAAUUUUAUUUUGAAAAUAGCUGACAGACUGCUCACUACUUUGAGGAAUUUUUCUGAAAGUCCCGUUACAUAUUUAGCAAAAACCGGUUCGCCACUUAGAAGUUUGGACUUUUUAGAGACAGUUGUCAAAUACUUUGCAAAAAUUUGUUAUGAUGGAUUUUUUGAUUUUUGGUCGCGUCCGUAGGUCAGUGUGGUCUAUUGGUUCCCAUUGCAUGGGAAAAGCGUCAAAAAAUACUUCUUGUUAAUGUAGACACUUGAAACUUAGCACAAAAUUUUAAAAUUAGCAAAAUUAUAUGAAAAAACAAGCCUGAUCGGACCACUAUAUCAUAUAGCU
Molecule: messenger RNA, 2632 nt
Organism: Drosophila simulans
Lineage: Eukaryota; Metazoa; Arthropoda; Insecta; Diptera; Drosophilidae
Gene: lovit
Product: proton-associated sugar transporter A
Exons: 8
Coding region: 139-1839 (566 amino acids)
Cellular component (GO): membrane
Molecular function (GO): sucrose:proton symporter activity
Source: RefSeq, a predicted model, not a curated record